ACACUGUUCUCCUCCUCUACGCACAACGCUGCGUUUUGCUAAAUAAUUAAUUAACUGCUGAAAAAAUGAAAUAGCUGGCGGAAACAUGCAUCUAAUUAAGUGCAACAGCAGCCGUGCGCAGUUAUCCGUUUUCGGGCGUUUGUGAAAACACGUUGAGCGUUCGCGCCUGGAGUGUGUGGCUAAAAAAGGCGAUGUAGUUAUGGUUUAGCAAAAACAACAACGCUAAAGCCCAAAAGUGCUAAUAAAAAGUACACCGAGCAAAGGUGAAAAUUAUAAAUUAAUAAAUGCGCGAUGCGAUCCGAUAGCAUAUCAAAUUAGCGAAAUAUGCUCUAUUGUCGAACUGAUCGGAUCAAAACUGUGAAUUGCAACAGAAAAUAAUUUCAAGGUUUGCAGCAGGCGAAUAGAAGGCGAAAAGGAAACGCAACCAAAUAACCACAAAGAAGCCGUAACCCUUAUAAUACCAUACAUUAUAAUAGACACUAUCCCCAAAUCAAGAAGCAAACUAACAAAGACAUGAAGUACGCAACUGGAACUGACAACGCGAUGUCCUCCGGCAUCAGCGGCAACUCCAAUAACUCUAACAGUGCACCCAAUGAGAUGCAGCCCACCACCACAUCCACCCCUACUGCAGUCCACAAGGAGGCCUCAUCCACAGCCACGACAACGGCGGCACACGCCAAUGGAAAUUCCAAUCCAAAUACAAAUCCCAACCAGAGCCAGCCGCCCAACGCGCUGUUCUGUGAGCAGGUGACCACAGUGACAAAUCUCUUCGAGAAGUGGAACGACUGCGAGCGGACCGUCGUGAUGUACGCGUUGCUCAAACGGUUGCGUUACCCAAGCCUCAAGUUUCUCCAGUAUUCGAUCGACAGCAACCUGACCCAGAACCUGGGCACCUCGCAGACGAAUCUGAGCAGCGUGGUGAUUGAUAUCAACGCCAACAAUCCGGUGUACCUGCAGAACCUGCUGAACGCCUACAAGACAUUUCAGCCAUGCGACGUGCUCGACGCCAUGUCCUCCUCCUCUUCGGACAAGGACUCGAUGCCGUGCUACGGCAGUGAUUUCCAGAUCACCACAUCGGCGCAGUGUGACGAGCGAAAGCUGUACGCCCGCAAGGAGGACAUUCUGCACGAGGUACUCAACAUGUUGCCAUUGCUUAAGCCGGGCAACGAGGAGGCCAAGCUCAUCUACCUGACCCUGAUCCCUGUGGCCGUUAAGGACACCAUGCAGCAGAUUGUGCCCACGGAGCUAGUGCAGCAGAUCUUUUCGUACCUGCUCAUCCAUCCAGCUAUCACCAGCGAGGACAGACGGUCGCUUAACAUUUGGUUGCGUCACCUGGAGGAUCAUAUCCAAGCGGCGGCGGCGGGCCUGACUAAUCGCAGUUACUUCCUGCAGCCCUCCCCGCAACUUGUCGCUGGUGGCAGCUCCACAGGCAGUGGUAGUUGCUCGUCCUCGGCGGCCAGUUCCUCGACGGCCUCCUGCUCGUCGGUGGCCUCUUCCUCGCUGUGCCCCGCAAGCGGCAGCCGCUCCUCGCGCACCAACGACUGGCAAACCAUCGCUCCGCCCAGUAAACAGCUGCAGCACAAGUUGGCCGGUGAUUGGCGGGGCAGCGGAGGCGGCAGCUCCAGCGGCUCGAUCAAUCCACUCUGUGAUAAUCUUAAUGGUAUUACCCUGAACGAAUUAGCUUCUAGUCAGAAUAGCCUCGGACUGUCGCUGGAGGGCAGCUCUUCGUUGGUCAAUGGUGUGGUCGCCGGAGCGGGCUCAAUGCUGGGAAUCGGUGGUGGCGACGACCAUGACACGUCAUUCAGCAAGAAUGGCACGGAAAUACUCGACUUUGACCCUGUAACGGCGGACAUGGGGGAGGCCUGCAGCCUGGCCAGCAGCAGUCUUUGUGGGCGAGCCGGUGGCAAUCCGGUGGACGAUCGUUUGCAGCCUCCGCCGCAUCUCCAGCAGCAGUUGCUUCAGCCUCCCCCUUACGCAUCGAUCCUUAUGGGAAAUGUGGGCGAUCAGUUUGGUGAAAUCAAUCGCUGGAGUCUUGACAGCAAGAUUGCCGCUCUGAAGACGCGCCGGUCCAACAGUCUAACCACGCAAACGAUCUCCAGUUGUUCCAGCUCGUCCAACUCGUCGGUGAUCACGGUUAAUGAUAACUGCUCCAAUUCCACGGAGAACCUGGCCCAGUUUGCCAACAAGCCGCGGAGUUUCUCCCUAUCCAUCGAGCAUCAGCGCGGAGCCUUGAUUAACAGUGGAUCCGAUACGCGUCUGGACGAGUUCAAGCCUAACUACGUGAAGUUCCACACCCGGAACGUUGGCAUGUCGGGAAUAGGCCUGUGGCUGAAGUCUCUGCGCCUACAUAAGUACAUCGAGCUGUUCAAGAACAUGACGUACGAGGAGAUGCUGUUGAUCACCGAGGACUUUCUGCAGAGUGUGGGUGUAACCAAGGGCGCCUCCCACAAGCUGGCCCUGUGCAUUGACAAACUAAAGGAGCGUGCCCAAAUUCUUAAUCGCGUGGAGCAGGAGUUGUUAACAGGUCAAAUGAAACUGAGUACAGCCGUCGAGGAGCUGACCAACAUUGUGUUGACGCCAAUGAAGCCUGUGGAGGCCAUUGGGCCGCCGGAGGAGAACAUUGGACUGCGCUUCCUCAAAGUCAUCGAUAUUGUUAGCAACACAUUGCAGCAAGAUCCGUAUGCUGCGCAGGACGAUGAGACGCUGGGAGUGUUUAUGUGGAUUUUGGACCGCUCCAUUCAUAACGAGGCAUUCAUGAAUCAUGCCAAUCAACUAAAGGACCUGAAGUUCAAGCUGUCCAAAAUGAAGAUCUCCAUGGUGCCGAAAAUGCAUCACGUUAAGCCAGCCGGAGUCGGUCCAAACAAUAGCAACAUCAACAAACCGAGAUGGAAUGGCAAGACUCGCAAGUGCGACACGAAGAAUGGCAGCAACGACCGGAUUAACAACCGAAAAAAUUCCAAUGAUAUGCUAAAUUUCUCGCUGAACUGUCUGCAGCAUCCGUUGCCUCACCAUUCCCAGCAGGCACCGCCUCCGUUGCCGCAGUUUGACUACAACGGCUACGGCGGAGGUCCGUCUCAUCAACCGCAGUACAAGAGCUCCUCGUAUCCUAGCUUCAUGGGUAAUCCUCAACAGCAGCCACCACCACCGCCGCCGCCCAACAAGUCGCACCAUCAUGCCCAGCAGAUGCAACAAAUGCUGCAGCAGCACAACCAUUUUCCGGCGUUGCCGCAGCAAACGACUCCCCAAUCGCACCGUCGCUCUUUGAACAAUCUCAUUCUGGUGGCCGGUGGUCCGCAGCAGCCGCAGCAAUUGAUCUUCAAGCCCGGCCAGGGUGUGCUUACCAACAAUGGAUCAAACGACAACCUUGUAAUGGAGCGCAAUCAGCAGCAGCGAAAGCAUAGCGGGAACGGAGGAGGAUGCAGUUCGGAGCAGCAACCAAAGAAGACUAUGGCCGCCGUUGUGAUGGUUAGUAACCAGAAUCAGAGUCAGGAGCCGCACGAUCAGCCACAGAUCCUGAUCAACAACAACAACAAUAAUAACAACAGCAUGCUGAACAAUAAUUUAAUUAAUCAGCAACAGCUGCAACUGUUGGCAGCAGCCGCCGCCGCAGUGAGCAGUGGCAGCUGUUUGUGCUCUAAUGGUGGUGGUGUAACUGGUGGUGCCUGUGUCCACAAUCUUUGUCACCAAAACAGCAAGAACAACAACCAUGCCGUGGAACAUUGCCUGUCCCAGCCACAGCUGGUCAGCCUGGGCAUGACGCCCCAUGUCACCGAGUACAAGAUGAACGACUUCAAGAGCCUGGAACAGCUCGAGACGUUGUGCCGCCAAAUGACUGAACAGGCAAUGAACUGAGCAAGGUUCUUCUGGGCUGCUUGAGCGAGUAGAUUGUAAAGGGGCUGCCAACAGUUUUUGUGUUCAUCUAGCUUUGUACCGUGUUUGAAGUUUGAUUUCAUAACGAACAUACAUGUUUUUAUAUUUAGCUUUGUAAGAUUCGUAUAUAUAUGUUUGUGUCGCGUCUAGUUGUCCAUUUUGCGCCCCCUUCACAACCCGUUUUGUAAUCGUUUUUAGUUAGUAAGUCGAUAGUUUGUUUUAAUGUUAAGUUUAUUAAUUGUGUGCCAAGACGCUCCUAAAGAUAUGAUCAGCUGGCGGGACUCGCAGGACCAGCGGCUGGCCGUUGGACUUGCAGAACCCACGUUGUACUCCCCGAAGGAAAUCCCCAUGUCAGCUUUCAUUGGGGGCGUGGCAUCUUGCUGUCAAUGUUAUUAAUGUCUACGUUUCGUAAAUGUUGUCGCCAUCUGUGUAGUAAAACUAACAUGCCAAGCCCUAUAAGAAAAUCACAUCGCAAACACACAAUACAGUAACUUCUCUCUAUGUAGGAAAAUUUGGCCAAAUUUGAUCAACAUUUUACGCUAUUCUAAUCCUAAUCACACCAUCGACUAUAUCACCAUCAACAACAACGUCGCCAAAUGAAAGAAAUGCCCCGCUAAACGACGACGAAAAAAGUUUAUCUAGUAAAAAUUAUAAAAUGAACUCUGCAUCGUGACCAUGAGACUGACUAAGAUUACUUUUCGCAACUAUAAAAAACUAGAAAGAAGAAUGCUGGAUAGAGAGGGAAUUGAGAAAUGAGAAAUUAGAGCUGAGAAUUGUUUGCGCGAAUCAAAACUAGGCUUGCUGAAUGAAGUAGUAGUCACAUAAUGGAUAUGUUUAUAUAUAUACACGUACACAUAAUUUAUUUUAAACUAGAAGGAACAUAUUUGCUGAACCGUUACUGCACCAGAGGAAAUCGCAACACAGCGGAAACAACCACUAGACUAAACUUUAAUUGUGAAGAGUUUCAAUGUUUCACUGUUUGUGUUGGAGAAUCGGAACCACAUAUUGUAUUUUGUAUAAGUAAGCGUAAGCCAAACACAUGUAUUGCACACCGAUCAUGAUCACCGUUGUCAUUGAUUAGCCUAUCUCUACUAUUACUAUUAUGUUUGCUUUAGUCAAUUGUUUAUCAUGUAAAUGGUAAGCCAAUCACUCGAUAUGUUAUGUUUUAGUUGUUUUUAAAAAAAUUAUAUAUAUUUAUAUAUACUAACGUAUGUCGCAUCAUAAGCUUAGGUUCAAAAACGAACGAAGACGGGCGGAGCUGAAAAGAGAAGGCAGCCAAAAAACAACUACCAUAAGAGCGUAAAAACGUGUAGUCUAAUUGUAAUUAAAAAAAAAAAACCGAACAAACGCAUGUGUAAAUUAUGCUUAGAAACGUUAUUGGUUUUCUAAUUUCUUGUCGAUAUUUCCAAAAUACUUUUGUUAACAACAACCGCAACACUGUAAAUCGCUGAUGCUUUUAUUUAUUAAUAAAAACCUAUUGUACGGCCAGUUGGGAUACAGAAUUAAUCGAAACCUAA
This is a messenger RNA of Drosophila gunungcola (fruit fly), 5387 nucleotides long. It is a transcript of the gene smg, whose product is annotated as protein Smaug. Gene Ontology annotation, molecular function: translation repressor activity; protein binding; mRNA binding. Lineage: Eukaryota; Metazoa; Arthropoda; Insecta; Diptera; Drosophilidae. Gene Ontology annotation, biological process: nuclear-transcribed mRNA poly(A) tail shortening; regulation of DNA-templated transcription; negative regulation of translation. The coding region runs from base 514 to 3852 and encodes 1112 amino acids. The transcript has 3 exons. Gene Ontology annotation, cellular component: P-body. The record is from RefSeq and is a predicted model, not a curated record.